Molecule: messenger RNA, 579 nt
Organism: Candidula unifasciata
Lineage: Eukaryota; Metazoa; Mollusca; Gastropoda; Stylommatophora; Geomitridae
Source: the annotation of a GenBank genome assembly
AUGAAAUCCCAUGUGCAGACAGUGACUUCGACUUUCUCUGGACUAUCUCACCCCUCAUUCCUGAGUGACACAGGGACUGCAAUGUGUAAAAAGGUAACAUGUUGUGAGUCUUGUGCUAAGACGUCUUGUCGUAUGGAAAGGAUGCCUUUUCACUCUCUGAGGCUGAUUGUGUACAUGAUUGUAGUAAUAUGUUUCUAUAGACAAAUCACAGCACGAAAGUGUUUUGCUGCAUCUGCAUCUCUGAAGCUGAUUGUGUACAUGAUUGUAGUAAUAUGUUUCUAUAGACAAAUCACAGCACGAAAGUGUUCUGCUGCAUCUCUAAGACUGAUUGUGUACAUGAUUGUAGUAAUAUGUUUCUAUAGACAAAUCACAGCACGAAAGUGUUCUGCUGCAUCUCUAAGACUGAUUGUGUACAUGAUUGUAGUAAUAUGCUUCUAUAGACAAAUCACAGCACGAAGGUUUUCUGCUGCAUCUUCCGGUGCGGAGAAGAAUGUGUUUAAAAUUACAUGGUUUUGUUGCAUCUUCCGUGUGGAGAAGAAUGUGUUUAAAAUUACAUGGUUUUGUCUAAAUAAAUGUUAA